AUGAUAGACCCACGAUAUUCCUGUCGCCCUAAAAUGAUGGACCCACGAUGCUCCUGUCGCCCUAAAAUGAUGGACCCUCGACGCUUCUGUCACUAUCAGACGAUAGAUCCACGAUGCUCCUGUCGCCUUAAAAUGAAGGACCCACAAUGCUCCUGUCGCGCUAAGAUGAAAGAACCACGAUGCUACAGUCUCCCUCAGAUGAUAGAAGCUCGAUGCUCCUGUCGCCAUCGGAUGAUAGACCCACGAUGCUUCUGUUGCCCUCAGAUGAUAGAACCACGAUGCUCUUGUCGCCAUCACAUGAUAGACCCACGAUACUUCUGUCGCCCUCAGUUAAAAGAUCCACGAUUCUCCUGUUGCACUCAGAUGAUAGACCCACGAUGCUCCUAUCGUUAUCAGAUGAAAGACGCACGAUGCUCCUGUCGCCCUAAGAUGAUAGACGCACGAUGCUCUUGUCGCCCUCAGAUGAUGAACCCACGAUGCUCCUGUCGCCCUAAAAUAAUAGACCCACGAUGCUCCUGUACCCCUCAGACAAGAGAACCACGAUGCUCCUGUCGCCCUUAG
Messenger RNA from Procambarus clarkii (red swamp crayfish), 561 nucleotides. NCBI's taxonomy places the organism in Eukaryota, Metazoa, Arthropoda, Malacostraca, Decapoda, Cambaridae. The record is from RefSeq and is a predicted model, not a curated record.